GCGCGUCUCAGUUGUGCUCGGUGCACAGUGACGCGCUUGCAGCUCCGUGACUGGCUGAUCCCAAGAUGGCGGCCUGCGGACGUGUCCGGCUCUGGUUCUGGCUGACGAGCGCGGUACUGGCUCUGCUCGUGUGCCCACAGGCCGGGGCUCAAGGAGCUGCCCAAGAGGCGGUGGUCGGGGCGGUAGCGGCUCAGCCGGCGGCCUCCCAACCCCGCAGACUCCCCGGCAUCAGACUGAUAGAAGAAGAGGCCUGCCGGGAGGACAUCACCCGCAUCUGCCCCAAGAACUCCUGGAACAACAACCUGGCCGUGCUGGAGUGUCUGCAGGAUGUCAGGGAGACGGACAAUGAAAUUUCCUCUGACUGUAACCAUCUUCUAUGGAACUUUAAACUCAACCUGACAAAAGAUAUCAAGUUUGAGUCUGUGGCCAAAGAGAUCUGCAAGUCUACUCUGUCUGGGCUGAAGGAAUGUGCAGAGGAGACUCCUGGGAAGGGUUAUGUUGUCUCCUGUUUGGUGGAUCAUCGUGCAAAUAUCACAGAAUACCAAUGCCACCAGUACAUCACAAAGAUGGCAACCAUAAUUUACAGCGAUUACCGCCUUAUAUGUGGAUUUAUGGAGGACUGCAGGGCUGAGAUAAACACUCUGAAGUGCGGCAGUAUCCGACCCGGAGACAAGGACCCUCACUCUCAGGGGGAGGUGGUUGCUUGCCUGGAGAAGGCCAUCGUAAAGGAAGCAGAAGAGACAGAUCCCCAGAACCACAUAUCUGAUAAGUGCAAACAGUCAAUCAUGCGUGUGGCUGAGCUCUCAUCAGAUGACUUCCAUCUAGACAGACACCUGUACUUCGCCUGCAGAGAUGACCGGGAGAGAUUUUGUGAAACUGUCCAGGCUGGUGAAGGAAGAGUGUAUAAGUGUCUGUUCAACCAUAAGUUUGAGGAAUCCAUGAGUGAGCGGUGCCGAGAUGCCCUUACCACUCGCCAAAAGUUGAUAGCUCAGGACUACAAGGUCAGUUACUCUCUGGCCAAGUCUUGUAAGGCUGAUUUAAAGAAGUAUCGCUGUAAUGUGGAAAAUCAUCCACGCUCCAGGGAGGCUCGGCUUUCCUAUCUGCUGCUUUGUCUGGAGUCUGCUGUGCAUAGAGGCCGCCAGGUUAGCAGUGAGUGCCAAGGAGAGAUGCUUGACUACAGGCGCAUGUUAAUGGAGGACUUCUCUCUGAGCCCAGAGAUUAUCCUGAGCUGCCGGGGGGAAAUCGAACACCAUUGCUCGGGUCUACAUAGAAAGGGACGCACCCUGCAUUGCCUGAUGAAAGUUGUGCGUGGAGAAAAGGGGAAUAUAGCAGAAAAGUGUCAGCAGGCGUUACAGACAUUGGUGCAGGAGACAGACCCUGCCUCUGAUUAUCGUAUAGACCGCGCACUCAAUGAAGCAUGCGAAUCUGUCAUUCAGACUGCCUGCAAGCAUAUCCGCUCUGGGGAUCCAAUGAUUCUGUCAUGUUUAAUGGAGCAUUUAUAUACAGAAAAAAUGGUGGACCAGUGUGAACAUCGUCUUCUGGAGCUGCAGUACUUUAUCUCAAGGGACUGGAAGUUGGAUCCUGUUUUAUACAGGAAAUGUCAGGGAGACGCCUCCAGGUUGUGUUACGCACAUGGCUGGAAUGAGACCAGUGAAAAUAUGCCAGCUGGAGCCAUCUUCUCCUGUUUGUACAGGCACGCGUAUCGCACAGAGGAUCAGGGGCGCAGAUUAUCACGUGAGUGCCGUGCUGAAGUGCAGCGUAUUCUCCAUCAGAGGGCACUUGAUGUGAAGCUGGAUCCUGCCAUGCAGGCCAAAUGCAUGACAGAGCUGGGGAAAUGGUGUAAUGAAAAGACUGAGACCGGACAGGAACUGGAGUGCCUACAGGAUCACCUGGAAGAACUGGUUCCAGAGUGCAGGGAGAUUGUGGGAAAUCUUACAGAGCUGGAGUCAGAGGACAUCCAGAUAGAAGCUCUUAUGAUGAGAGCAUGUGAGCCCAUCAUUCAGGGAUACUGCCACGAGGUGGCUGAUAACCAGAUAGACUCAGGGGACCUUAUGGAAUGUUUAAUCCAGAACAAACAUCAGAAGGAGAUGAAUGAGAAAUGUUCAGUGGGUGUCACCCACUUCCAGCUGAUACAAAUGAAAGAUUUCCGCUUCUCCUACAAGUUUAAGAUGGCCUGCAAGGAGGAUGUGCUGAAACUCUGUCCUAACAUUAAGCAGAAGGUGGAUGUUGUCAUCUGUCUGAGCACUACAGUUCGUAAUGAUACAUUGCAGGACCAAAAGGAGCAGAGGGUGUCCUUGAAGUGCCGGAAACAGCUAAGAGUUGAGGAGCUGGAGAUGUCCGAAGAUAUCCGGUUGGAGCCAAAGCUGUACGAUUCCUGCAAAAAUGACAUAACCUCCCUGUGUCCAAAUGUGCCCUUUGGAAAUGCUCAGAUCAUUGAGUGUCUCAAAGAAAAGAAGAAGCAGCUGAGUUCUUCUUGUCAUCAGAAAGUCUUCAAGCUCCAGGAGACAGAGAUGAUGGACCCUGAACUAGAUUACACGCUUAUGAGGGUCUGCAAACAAAUGAUCAAGAGGUUUUGUAGCGACGCAGACUCCAAGAACAUCCUGCUAUGUCUGAAGCAAAACAAGAACACAGAGACCAUGGACCCCAAAUGUAAACAAAUGAUCACAAAGCGUCAAAUCACACAGAACACAGAUUAUCGCUUGAAUCCUGUACUUCGAAAGUCCUGCAAAGCUGAUAUCCCUAAAUUCUGCCAGUCUAUUUUGAACAAUGCCAAAGACGACACUGAACUGGAGGGACAAGUCAUUUCCUGCCUGAAGUUGAAAUAUGCUGACCAGCGUCUGUCUCCAGACUGCGAAGAUCAGGUUCGUGUAAUAAUUCAGGAGACUGCAAUUGAUUACAGACUAGAUCCUCAGCUGCAGAUUCAAUGUUCUGAGGAGAUCAACACACUUUGUGGGGAGGAGGCUGCAGCUCAGGAACCUACGGGACAGGUGGAAGAGUGUCUGAAGAUGAACCUGCUUAAAAUAAAGUCUCCUGGUUGUAAGAAGGAGGUUCUUAACAUGCUGAAGGAGAGUAAAGCGGACAUCUUUGUGGAUCCUGUGCUGCACACUGCCUGCGCACUGGACAUUAAACACCACUGUGCUGCAAUCCCGCCAGGCAAAGGACGCCAGAUGUCCUGCCUAAUUGAAGCAUUACAGGAUAAGAUGGUUCGACUGCAGCCAGAGUGUAAGAAGAGACUGCAGGACCGGCUUGAUAUGUGGAGUUAUGCAGCCAAGGUGGCCCCAGCUGAUGGGUUUUCAGAUUUGGCAAUGCAAGUGAUGAGCUCUCCAUCCAAGAACUACAUCCUGUCUGUCAUCAUGGUUGGAGUUUGCGUCUUAUUCUUUGGGGGCCUUCUAUGUGGGCGCAUCACCAAGAGGGUGACACGAGAGAUGAAGGACAGCUACAAGAAAUUGUACCGAUAACUGAACUCAAGACUGCAGCAUAGUCAGACACUCCAAGCAACCCCCUUCCUCUCCUACAUGCUAAAGCCAGGACUGCAACCACAGACCAUCCCAUGAUCUCAUAACCGGCUUUAACUCCUUCUGUCCUGUACUGCCAUUCUGGUUGUGCAAUAUACACUGGAGCUAAGCCUGCCUCUCCGCACACAGGGAACGAGUCACAUCCACACAUUUGAGUACAUUUUUCUUUCUGUAAAUUGUUUUCUCUCUGUGUAUAGAUAAUGUCAUUCUGUUCAUGCUGUGUCAUAUUGAAAUGUUACCGAUGUUCAAGGCAAAAUGUGCAUUUUUUUUUUCUGUACAGAAAAUGGGAAGAUUUAAUAAAAAACAAAAAUGCUA
Molecule: messenger RNA, 3830 nt
Organism: Hyla sarda
Lineage: Eukaryota; Metazoa; Chordata; Amphibia; Anura; Hylidae
Gene: GLG1
Product: golgi glycoprotein 1
Exons: 27
Coding region: 66-3458 (1130 amino acids)
Cellular component (GO): Golgi membrane
Molecular function (GO): fibroblast growth factor binding
Source: RefSeq, a predicted model, not a curated record